Paramuricea clavata is the source of this 477-nucleotide messenger RNA. The record is from the annotation of a GenBank genome assembly. Lineage: Eukaryota; Metazoa; Cnidaria; Anthozoa; Malacalcyonacea; Plexauridae.
AUGGAUAAAGGUCAAUUGAAUUCUGUAGUGUUUCUUGAUUUGGCCAAGGCAUUUGAUACGGUGGAUCAUGAGAUUUUGUUGAGCGAACUUCAGAUUUAUGGAGUUGAUUCAAUGAGUCUCAAUUGGUUUAAAUCGUAUCUAUUUGACCGAAAACAAAAAUGUAAUGUAAAUGGUCUAGUAUCGAGUGAGCGCUCGUUGGUAUGUGGGGUACCUCAAGGAUCUAUUUUUGGUCCUUUGCUAUUUUUUGUUUACAUUAAUGACCUUCCUUCUUGUCUGCAACAUUCUACAGCACGAAUGUAUGCGGAUGAUACAAAUAUAACUACAACUGGAAAGUCGAUAAAGGAAAUAGCAUCUGGAGCCAAUACAGAUCUUGAAAAUAUUCGCAUAUGGCUCAAAGCAAAUAAACUUACCCUGAAUGUUACCAAAACGGAGUAUAUGUUCAUUGCGUCUGACAGUAAUCUUGACAAACUGCAGUAA